Rhopalosiphum maidis (corn leaf aphid) is the source of this 1425-nucleotide messenger RNA. Its product is annotated as homeobox protein engrailed-like ceh-16. Gene Ontology annotation, biological process: central nervous system development; neuron differentiation; regulation of DNA-templated transcription. The record is from RefSeq and is a predicted model, not a curated record. The transcript is spliced from 3 exons. Gene Ontology annotation, molecular function: DNA binding; DNA-binding transcription factor activity, RNA polymerase II-specific. The coding region runs from base 427 to 1227 and encodes 266 amino acids. Lineage: Eukaryota; Metazoa; Arthropoda; Insecta; Hemiptera; Aphididae.
CGAUCGCGCGCAACACGUCCGGUUGACGACCGAUCCCAAUGCACACACGUCCACAUGUAUACGCGCAGAUGUAAUGUUAUAAUAAUAUUGUGACGCGAUACCGUAAUAUUAUAUAUUAUAUUCCGUCAGCACAUCGCCCCGGUAAUCGCGGUCCGCUCCGCGCUCGUGUGUGUGUCUGUGUAUAUGUGUGUGGAACGAUGACGACGAUAUUAUAAGGCCGUCGUCGUAAUAUAAUAAAGUGCAUAAACCUCAUUAAUUGUUUCCGUUCGGAGCACACAGCUCGGAAAACGGAUUUUUCGCAUCGGUCCGCGACAAACUGCUAUUAACGGUGUUAACCGCGGUGUGGACGGCGUCCCGGAGCGCGAUCGGACUUGGUUUAUCUUUUCUAAUAUUGUACACACAUAGGCCUAUACCGACGGGGGUACUAUGAUGAUGUUGCAGAACCCGCUGUUCCAGGAGUACAACACCGCUCUGUCGCAGUUGCUCGAACUGCACCAACAGCAACACCGGUACCACCAUCACCAGCAGCACCAGCACCAACAACAUCACAUCACCAGCAGACAGCUGCAGCUGCACCGCGCGGCCGGCAACGGAUCGUCCGCCGCAGCAGCCGUCGCCGCCACGGCCGCCGGAGUGUUCCAGAGUUACGCGGGUGGCGCGAGGACGGCCAGCCGGGACAGCGCCGAGUCGGACGGGCUGAGCUCUUCGUCGCCCAGACCCUCCAAGCCGUUCACCAUCGACGCGAUACUCGGACUUCAAGCGGGCGCCGUGGGCCAGUCCGCCGCGGCGACCGCGAUCGACCCGUCGAACGCGGGCCCGGUCACCGCGCUCGAUUUUUCCACCGGUUCGGCGGCGGCUCACGGCAAAAAACUCCGUGAAGACAAAAUUGAAGGUUCCAGUAAAAAACAUGGUUGUUCUGGAAAAUCUAAAAGAGUACGAACAAUAUUCACUCCAGAACAAUUAGAGAGGUUAGAGAUGGAAUUCGAACGUCAACAAUACAUGGUGGGUCCAGAAAGAUUAUAUUUGGCUCACACUUUACAGCUAACGGAAGCACAAGUUAAAGUUUGGUUUCAAAAUCGUAGAAUAAAAUGGAGAAAACAACACCUAGAAAUACAGCAACAGAGGUUGGCUAAUAUACAUCAACGGAGUACGCAGGGAAUGGUUCAAGAGUGUGAAGAAGAUGAAGAUUCAGAAACAGAAGCAAAUAAUUGUUCAUAUUACUCAUAAAAAUUGUAAGGAAAAUAAUAUGUAGUUUUUCAUAAUUUGUGUUUGAUAUUGAAAUGUAGCAAAUCCAUCCAUUGUAAUUUUAAGAAAUACGUGAAAACUAUUAUAAUAUUAUUAAAUCGCAUUUCUCGAAAAAAAAAAAUCGUUAUACCAUAAUAUCAGACAAAUUGAAAAAUGAGAAACUUUUUUUUUCGUGAGAAC